This is a messenger RNA of Dalotia coriaria, 1645 nucleotides long. Its product is annotated as L-dopachrome tautomerase yellow-f2-like. Gene Ontology annotation, cellular component: extracellular region. The record is from RefSeq and is a predicted model, not a curated record. NCBI's taxonomy places the organism in Eukaryota, Metazoa, Arthropoda, Insecta, Coleoptera, Staphylinidae.
UUCAACGGUGAUCUAAGAUAAACAUACUUGACGGUCAACUCGCGUGCGCAUUUCAAUUUUUACGAGUAUUAGCAGGCGUGUUAAACGUUUAAGCAUUUAGUGCCAGUCGAUACAUCACUUUGGUCAGUGAGUAGUUGAUCGUCGGGAUGUAUUCGCAGUUGUUUCUAUUAGUCUCUCUCGUGGUGAGCGCUUCUUGCGCUGGGUUGAAUGAAGAAUUUACUUGGACACGGAUUAAUUAUGUAUGGCCUACACCAUCCAGAUCUGGUUUUGGCAGAGGAUACAAACCUUAUGUGCCUACAACGUAUGGCAGUUAUGGUCAGGGUGGUGUUGUCAUUCAUGGGACGGAUUUUGCAUUUCCUGGUAAUGUAAAUACCGAACAUAGUCAGAAUAUGAAAACUACUACAUCUACUACAACAGCUAGUCCUUCAAGUGGAGAUAAAGAGGAUUUUAAGGAUGUUGAUUACGUUUAUCAAAACAACAUUCCAAUGGGUGCAAACCGUUGGCAGGAUAAAUUAUUCAUAACGGUGCCAAGACGCAGGGGUGGUGUGCCAGCAACCCUCAAUUAUGUCUCAAUGAGUAGUACCAGUAGACAUAACGUACCAUUAACCCCGUAUCCAAACUGGAAGGCGAAUCAACUAGAUGCACCCGCACAUGAGAGAUUGGUUUCUAUCUAUCGAGUUGCAAUUGAUGCUUGUGAUAGAUUAUGGGCAAUAGAUACAGGCAUAAUUGAAAUUCCAGGCAAUCGCACUGAUAUUCAACCACAUUCAAUUGUAAUUUACGACUUAAAAACCGACAAAUUAAUCCACCGUUACACAUUGAAAGAUUCCGACCUUCGUCCACCCACGAUUUUGGCGUUGAUUACUGUUGAUGUGACUGCUGAUACCUGCGACAAUGCGUAUGCCUACAUGCCUGAUUUAGCAGGAUAUGGCUUGAUUAUUUAUAGUCUCAAAGAUAAUAACUCCUGGAGAGUAAAUCACAACUAUUUCUACCUGGAACCCUCAGCAGGAGAAUUUAAUAUUGGCGGUCAAAAAUUCCAAUGGAAUGAUGGAGUCUUCAGUGUUGCGUUAUCUGGGAUUAAACAAGAUGGCUAUCGGGAUAUGUUCUUUCAUUCUAUGGCUGGCGUUCACAUGUACAAAGUGUCUACGGACGUUUUGAAAAAUCAAACGAGGGCUACACGUUCAUAUCAUGAGAAUGACUUUAUUGACUUGGGACAUCGUGGGGAUCUUGCUCAAACGUCAGCAACUGAUUUGCAUAAACCAACCGGAGCUUUUAUGAGUUUGGUCAAUCAGAAUGCUCUUGGAUGCUGGAAUACAAACAAAGCGUUUACUCCCGAUAACUUUGACAUUGUUCAGAAAAAUGAUCAGAAAAUGAUUUAUCCAUGUGACUUAAAAGUCUACAAAGACGAUGUGAUUUUGUUGACGAAUAACAUGCCAAUAUUUUUAUACAGUAGCUUGAAUUAUGAUGAAGUUAAUUUCCGAAUUUGGAUGAAUUCAGUUGACGCAGCUGUCAGUUCAACGAAAUGUAGUGCACGGCGAGGUGGAAGGCCUUCUUACGGAAAAUAUUAAUAAAUUAAUGUAUAUUGCAGAACAAACAAUAAAGAGAAAUUGAUUUUUAAUAAAUUGAGUAUUUUUACAAAGUUUUAAAA